Messenger RNA from Colletotrichum destructivum, 1065 nucleotides. Its product is annotated as Putative LysM domain-containing protein. The transcript has 5 exons. The record is from RefSeq and is a predicted model, not a curated record. Lineage: Eukaryota; Fungi; Ascomycota; Sordariomycetes; Glomerellales; Glomerellaceae. Bases 1 to 1065 code for a protein of 354 amino acids.
AUGAUCUACUCCGUCUCCCGCGGCGGGCUGUUUCCCUCCGACUCUGAACUUGCCAUCAUCUGCACUGACGAUUGUGUCAAUGACUUGGAGAAUCUCAAGGUUCUUCAGGGAAAAGACUGCUCCUCCAGUGAUUUGAUCUCUCAAGACGGCCAAUACUACCCCCCAACCUUCAUCACCGACAACUUGCUGUUCACCUACAACUACACUUGCAUCAGAGACCCGAAGUCUCAGGCAUACUGUGCCCCGUUGAUGGACGAGUAUAACAGCAAGGAGAACCCGACAUCCGAAGAGCUUUGCUCGGACUGUAACCUCCUGAGCCAGCAAGCUCAGUUGAACUCUCCAUUUGGCUGGGACGAUGAGUUUGAAGAAUCCUAUGCGUCGUUGACGAAAUCAUGUGGCGUCACGUCUUAUCCGGUGACAUCGCCGUCCCCGUACACCAUCAGUAUCAGUACCACAUCCGCGCCCGUGCCAUCGGCCCCAUCCACACUCGACGUGACCUGCGUCUCUAUGUAUACGAUCCAGCCUGAAGACACCUGUGAGUCUGUCGUCAUCUCUCAGCGAGUGUCGACCUUCUGGCUGAUGUACGCAAACAACUUACCCGCCUACUGCACCGGGUUUCCCAAGGCCGGCACCAAGCUGUGUAUUCCGCCGCAGUGUAACACCUACAAGGGAUUGCCAGGAGACACGUGUCCCGGCAUCGCCCUUUUCUAUAACAACGAAUUCACCCAGGAGGACCUCAUGAAGUGGAAUCCUAAUCUCAGCGCGAAGUGCAAGAAUGUGCGUAAGUUGGCAGACUCCAGGAUAUGCGUCAGCCCUCCCGGAGAUACUGCUGUGCUCACUUCAGCUGAACCAAUCCCAACAUCAACCUCGCCACUGGCCUACUUGGGUACCUCCCCGAAGCAGAACCUCGACUUCUACUUCACUAUCAACAAGAUCAACCACAGUGACACCUGCUCCCACUUUCACUCCGAUCGGAUCACUGCCACUUGCUGCAGGCACCCUGGAGGACUGUAUACGUUACCGCAGCUACAUAGAGAGUCGCUCCACGAGAAGAGCGUCGGAUAG